AUGUCCUCUAUUGCUGCCAACCGCGUUGCUGUCCUCGUCAACCACCUCUCGGCCUCCGCCACCCACCCUGCCGGUCUCCUCGCCGGACAGGUCGCCAUCAUCACCGGUGCUGGCCAGGGUAUCGGUGGAGCCACCGCUCUUCUCUUCGGCAAGGAAGGCGCCUCUGUCGUCGUCAGCGACCUCGACGAUGUCAAGGGCAAGGCUAUUGCUCAGCAGAUCAUCCAGGCGGGCGGAAAGGCCAUUGCUGUCUCGGGAGACGUGACGGACCUCGCUUUCCCCGACCGCCUCAUCAACGAGACCAUCAAGGCCUUUGGCAAGAUCAACAUCAUUGUUAACAACGCCGGAUACACCUUUGACGGCAUGCUCCACAAGACCACCGACAAGCAGUUCCAGAUGAUGCUCGACGUCCACAACCUCGCCCCCUUCCGAAUCCUCCGCGCUGCUUCCGCCCACAUGCGUCUCAAGGACAACGAGCCCCGCUCCAUCGUCAAUAUCUCUUCUACCUCAGGUCUUCAUGGAAACCUCGGUCAGGCCAACUAUGCUACCGCCAAGGCCGGUGUUGUCGGCUUCACAAAGACCAUUGCCAAAGAGUGGGGCGCAUUCGGAGUCCGUUGCAACACCGUCGCCUUUGGAUAUGUCGACACCCGCCUGACCCGUGCUAAAGAGAACGGUGAGACCAUGACUGUUGGCGGUCAAAAGAUUGCUCUUGGAAUUCCCAUGGGCGCUAAGAAGGAGGCUCCCCCACCAGCAGUUGUCUUUGCCGAUACUCCUCUGAAGCGUGCCGGUCAGGUCGAAGAGGCUGCUGGUUCGGUCUUGUUGCUUUGCAGUCCUUUUGCUUCCUACAUUACUGGACACACCUUGGAAGUUACUGGCGGAAAGGGCAUCUAA
Molecule: messenger RNA, 888 nt
Organism: Linnemannia hyalina
Lineage: Eukaryota; Fungi; Mortierellomycota; Mortierellomycetes; Mortierellales; Mortierellaceae
Source: the annotation of a GenBank genome assembly